AUGCCCUUACCGUUAUCGGAGAAGGAGAUGCAAGCAUUGACCGAAGAGGGAGAUUGGGCGAGGGAGGUGUUGAUAAGGCCAGAAGAGUUGGCGUCAAUGUUGGGCUGGUUGAGGGGCUUUGGGCUGCCCAGGGAGGUAGGCGCUGCUGGUUUUAGGCGUGCAGGUGUGAGCGUCAUUAGCGGGCUCACAGCAAAAGAGGUUCAAGUCAGUGGGCGAGUAGCCCACACAGUCGACGUGCAGGACAGGACAGCGCAGUGCAAGGCAGCUGCGGAGCACUGGGUUCAGGCUGCUAUUCUGGUGUCGCAAGCUACCCAAUCAGAUGGGGGAACAAACCAGGUGGUCCAAACUAGUGGAAGACGGGUGAACACGCCAUAG
This is a messenger RNA of Ilex paraguariensis (yerba mate), 375 nucleotides long. NCBI's taxonomy places the organism in Eukaryota, Viridiplantae, Streptophyta, Magnoliopsida, Aquifoliales, Aquifoliaceae. The record is from the annotation of a GenBank genome assembly.